Molecule: messenger RNA, 5611 nt
Organism: Anopheles moucheti
Lineage: Eukaryota; Metazoa; Arthropoda; Insecta; Diptera; Culicidae
Gene: lap
Product: phosphatidylinositol-binding clathrin assembly protein LAP
Exons: 14
Coding region: 680-2713 (677 amino acids)
Biological process (GO): synaptic vesicle budding from presynaptic endocytic zone membrane; clathrin-dependent endocytosis; clathrin coat assembly
Cellular component (GO): clathrin-coated vesicle; synaptic vesicle; extrinsic component of presynaptic endocytic zone membrane
Molecular function (GO): SNARE binding; clathrin heavy chain binding; 1-phosphatidylinositol binding
Source: RefSeq, a predicted model, not a curated record
GCGGUGCGCUAGAGUGAGUGCGUAUGCGUGGACAAAAUCUUGAAUUAAUUAAAUUCCAGCCGCAAAUCUUCGUCCAUCGGGUGAAAAGCGUGAAACACAGCGCCUCGAUACGUAUUCUUUUGAAGCUGUAACGACGAAGCACUACUCUACAAAAGGGGUAGAAAAUAUAUUGCACAUUCAUUGCAUCGCGCAAGCAUUACGACACGAAGACAGAGUGUCGAGUGGAACCAUACGGCGAUACACGACCGUGACUGCGGUGGACGAUUUGGAAGAAGAUUAAUUACAACACUUUUCGUACUCGCUGUUUUGAUAGGUGAUCCGGAGCGUGGGAAGUUUCUGGCAGAAGAAAUUGUCCCGCACCAUUGUGCGCUUGUUCGGCUGUAUCCGUGUGUGUGUGUAUGUUUGUGUGCUUGACGCGUGUGUCAAUUUUCGGCCCUUGUGCGUGAAAAGCAAAAGCAAAGAACAGUGUAGUGUAUAAGCGCAGUGCAACUUGCCUAUUGCUAGUGGCACAGAAGAAGGGCAGCAAAGUGAUUUUUGGUCAAUAGCAUUAGAAAGCAGCGACAGAAAACAAGGAACAUAGACGAAUUAAGUGUUCGCUUUGGCAGGUGGAUCACCAGAAUCGUACUGUAACUAGAACGGUGACGUCAGAAAGGAUCUGAAAGGAUAACGCGUACCGAACAUGGCUGGCCAAACGAUCAAUGACAGGUUGCUGGCUGCACGGCACAGCCUUGCUGGACAAGGGCUUGCCAAAUCCGUAUGCAAGGCUACGACGGAAGAAAUGAUUGGCCCGAAGAAAAAGCAUCUUGAUUAUUUGGUACAUUGCACCAACGAACCGAACGUAUCGAUUCCUCAUUUAGCUACACUGCUGAUUGAGCGAUCUCAGAAUGCAAAUUGGGUCGUGGUGUACAAGGCACUGAUCACAACCCAUCACAUGUUGGCCUACGGAAACGAGCGAUUUAUCCAAUAUUUGGCUUCAAGCAAUUCAUCCUUCCAAUUGAACAACUUUCUUGAUAAGGGUGGAGUACAAGGUGCUGUUGGUGCUCGUAUGGGUUAUGACAUGUCUCCGUUCAUACGGCGUUACGCAAAAUAUCUUAACGAGAAGGCACUGUCAUAUCGUACAGUGGCCUUCGACUUUUGCAAAAUGAAGCGUGGAAAGGAGGAAGGUUCUUUGCGCGUGAUGCACGCCGACAAGCUGUUGAAGACAUUGCCAAUUCUGCAGGCUCAACUAGAUUCGUUACUGGAGUUUGAUUGUACAGCGAACGAUCUUACCAACGGAGUUAUCAACAUGUGCUUCAUGUUGUUAUUCCGUGAUUUGAUACGGCUGUUCGCUUGUUAUAACGAUGGUAUCAUUAAUCUGCUGGAGAAGUAUUUCGACAUGAAUAAGAAACAAUGCCGCGAUGCACUGGAUUUAUACAAAAAGUUUCUUACUCGAAUGGAUCGCGUCGGCGAGUUUCUCAAAGUCGCAGAGAACGUUGGCAUUGAUAAGGGUGACCUGCCAGAUCUGACCAAAGCCCCGAGUUCUCUGUUAGAUGCGCUAGAACAGCAUCUGCUGGCCUUAGAAGGCAAGAAGGGGUCGGCUGCAAACACUCCUACACAAACAGCAAGCAAUCAAAAGAAUGUUAAAAGCGGAGUUAAUGCACUUACAUCGACUAGUUCAUCCUUUGGAAUCGUGGCGGAAUCCAGCAAAUUUGAUAGUCCCACAAACGGCAUGAUUGAUGAGAGUUUGAAGGCUCAAGUUCUGGCUGAAGAAGAGGCUGCAAUGAAUCAGUACAAGUCAAAGGUAUCAUCACCCACAACGGCUACAGCUAUAACAAACCCAUUCCUGUCGUCGCCCACCACUAGUCAAAACAACAUUGUCGAUCUGUUUGAGGCUCCGAAACCCGUACAGGAUCAGCAAGCAUCUGCUGCUUCGUCCAAAGCAUCGGAUGAUCUACUGCAACUUGGAAAUCCAUUUGCAGAUGUUUUUGCUACACCAGCACCAGUCGCUACUACUGUGCCAGUAGGAAAUACUAAUGCGUUUGCAGCCCCGAAUACAUGGAUGGGAAAUGGAGGUUUUAACGGUAGUAUGGCAACGGCUGCAGUCCCAGGAAUGGCUGGGCAAGCGAUCCAGGGCAGCGACACUUUCGUUUCCGAUAACAACUUCACUUCUGUUUUUGGUGGAUUGGAACAAAAUGGAUCCAGCGCACCUCCGGCCGCUGCCUCUCAGCCAGGCAAAGUAUUGACCGGUGACUUGGAUAGUUCAUUGGCGUCAUUAGCCGAAAGUCUUACCAUAAAUAAGUCCAGUUGUGGGAAAAAUAUGCAAUGGAGUUCACCGAAGACAUCAGCAAAAACUGGUUCGGCUGGAUGGUCGCCCCAACCCCAACCGGCCACUAAUCAGACCGGUUACAAACCAAUGGCACAAGGUAUGGCUGUUUUUCCAGUUCCUAGCACAAUACAUCCCAGCACACACACUCCCCUUCCCGUAGUGCCAGGAUAUUACCUUCAGCAAGGAAUGACCCAAAUCAGGCCAAUGAUGGGUGCUACCAUGUCCGGAACAACACCAGCGAUGGCCCCAGGAAUGGUCGCUACCGGCAUGGCAUCCCAGCAACCGGUGCAUACUAGUCAACAACCGAUGCACAUGCAAGCAGCUAUGAUGCAACAGCCAGCGACAGCAAUGCCUUCCGCCGCUGCUGCGACUGGCAAUAUACAGUUGGAUCCAUUCGGAGCACUCUAAAGCAACUGUGCACAUUAUUCAGGCACAUAUGGUGCAGACCGAUACCGAUACCACAUAUACAUAUACGCUCUUAUUAUGUGCUGUAGAACAUUAAUAACGAAUGAUUUAAAUAGCAACGCGCUUAGCUAGCGUACGUAUUCUGAUUAAUAUGUUUAACUGAAAUCUUGCAUACCACUGAAAAUGGCGAAUGAAAGCAAAAACGGGAAUAUUAAAGCAGUAGGGUAAAAGAUAAAGAAUUGUGAAAACAAUCGGUUACGUAAUGCAGUCAAUAUCCCUGGAGGAAAGGAAGGAUUGUGUAGAAGGUUAUCAGAUGGUGGUAUAUAAUUAAAUGAAUGCAAUAUUUGAUCUAGCUUUUUGUCAUUGGCGGACACUUACAGUAUCAAAGAACCCAUUUCAAUGUAAAAAUCACAUAGAGUAAUGAUGAAGGAUAACGAAGAAUAGGGUGAAAAGUGCGCCUAAUCCCAAUAUGCGUACUCAGCUGUACUGUGAGUAUCAUAUUGGUUAUGUUGAACUAUGGAUAUCGGUAGUUUAUUGCAAAAUGAAGGUUAAUUGACAGAUAAGGAAGAUUUAUAAACGGAUGGUAGUAGCGAGCAUAGAACGGCAGUGUAUAAUUUCGAUUCGGAACAGAUGUGCUAAACCUACACCAACCAACUUUUCCGAGUCGUUUGAAUGAUUCGAAAUUUUAUGUGUUGUCAACAAGCGUUAAGAUACAAUGAAACCAUUCCAAAUAUCGACAACCAUCCUACUGCAUGAGUAUGCUAUACUGUUCUAGAGCAACUGAUGGCAUAUUGUUUCACACGCAGGCGUGAAUUAUAAGUGUCAUUGAAUAGAAAAGCCUGUAGUUUCUAAUCAUUCCAAAUCGUGAUUUCGGUGUUUGCAGAGUUCAGCAGGAAUUCGAAAUGCAGCAGAACACUUGUCAUAUGCAGGUGUAUUGUAUUGUUUUGAUUUGAAUUACCGACACCUAUUUAAUUCGGUCGGUCGGUGGGUAUAAAGAAUUUAUUUGUUAAUAGGAUCUGUAAUUUUCACACACGCUGCAGUAUCAUAUAAGAAUAUCAGUAACAAUAAUAAUAACGAAUGCAUUGUAAAUGAUGUUAAAAAAUUCAUUGUAAGAACCACGCGCAUAAGGCUGCGCAUAUUUCCCCGCAGUAGACAGUGGCUUCUUCGGCAAUAUAUUGUUAGUUGUUGCUUCUGUUGCAGUAUUAUCGCUGCUUCGACAUUCAUAUAUGUAUCUAACGAAAUCCUAAAACUGAAAAGUUGUUGUUCUCUAUUGAAUAUAGUUGUGUUUACAAAACGGCUAGCAAAACAUGGCAAACUAGAUGGUCAGACUCUAAUGGCAUUCUCUUCGCCCCAUGUUCAAACGGAUUAACUGUCGGGAUGGAUGCCGCCGACUCUCCCCUGUGUCUCCGCAAAGAAGUGCAAAUACUACGAAAGUAGACAGUAAUAAUAACGACAUAAGUAAUCUUACAACACCGACGGAACACAGCAUGUACUAUCGUGGGUGAAGGAAUCCGUAUGCAUGUAUUUAUGAAUAUAAAUAUGUAGUAAUAUAAUAUCUCUAUUGUACACAUUACUGUAUUUUCUCGGCCGCUCGAUGUGUGCCUACAGAUUGCAAGAAAAUACAAUAAGUAAAUAUAUUUUAUUGUACCAGAAAGAUACACUCAUAUACAUACAUACAUAUGUAUGAAUAUAUAUACAUACAAAACACAUACUUCUUGCUGUGAAGGAAGCUUAACAUAUAAUACUUAGAGCGUAAUUUGUUGUGUUUAUCCCCUUGAAAGCAGAUAGUGCAAUAGGGCCAGUUGUUUACUGUGGUGACGAUGACGAUGAUGAUGAUGAAAUUGUGACGGAUAAGACAAAAUGAGUGUACUUAUCGCGACCGGCAGUGUAGCGAAAAUGCAAAUGAAGGAAACAGAAUGACGUUCGUAUUGGUUUAUCCUUUUUUAAAGCUUUUCGCAAAUUGAGAUGAGAUCAAUUAGUUACUUUUGAGAUUGCAUGAACGCAUUGGUGCAUUGAUUUGUUACUUGCCUACUUUUAAAGAGACGCUUCCUAUUUUGCCUGAUAGCCGCGCCAAUACGUUUGCAUGCCAUAGAGCGAGCAGUAAAGAAGAUAUUGUAAAACUGAAAAUGAAAGGUUUGCAAAUAGUUUUAUAAUUUAUUUGCAAUUUAACGUAAAACCUUCCGUUGAAUUAUUGUUGUACUCGUUUCAGACGGGUCUAAGUACGAACUAAGUAUCAGACGAUUUCGACCAAGCUUUUGUUAAAUUGAAAUACUACAUAUAAACUUCCGCAAUUACGAAACUGAGAUGGUUACAUGCGUAUAUAUAUAUAAAAUAGGACCCAAUGAAUAAAACUGAAAAAGAUAUAGUAGGAAUAUAUCAGAAGUGUGUGUUUCUUACCCAUCUGUAAAUAGUUGCCAAUUCAUCAAUGGGCUAAAAAUAUGCAAAGAAACAAUUAUUCUUAACGUUACAAUACAUGUACGAUUUUAUAAUCAACGAUUCAUCUAAUUUACAAUUUUAUAAUCCUUCCCACAUUUCUGCAUUGCAACGUUGACAAUUUUACAUAUCGUUCAUCAAGAUAUACGUUUUUUUAUCGUUUAACGGGAUAUCUGAAGAAUAUUGCAAAAAAAGUAUUAAUUUGAAAAUUAAUUUUGUAUUCAUUCGUAACAUUCUUUCCUGGUUGGUGUUUGUUAUGCAGUGUCGCAGCUAACACAUAUGCGGGUUGGAUUAAGUAUAUCUGAACUUGUCGGAGAUCAAAUGCAGUCGUCGAAUGGAAUACUGCAGCGAUGUCCUACUAUAGCCUAGUCUGCACGACGUAUUUUGGAGUGUUAAUUCGAAAAAACGGUCUAUAAUUUAUUGAUUUUAAACAAAUUUUCUAUGGUAAUAUGCUGAAAUGAAUCUUUG